AUGACACGUCAUAAACGACGUCAUUCAUCUGAUCGUUGUACUGAUGAUGAGCAUUCACGUUCAUCAUAUUAUCAUAAACCUCGACGACGUUCAUCAAUAAAUAAUGAUACAAAUAGUUCAAGUGACAGACAAAAAAAUAGUCGAUCAAGAUCGACAUCGUCAUCAAUAACAUCAUCCUCAUCAUCUACAGCAUCCUCAUCAUCAUCUCGAUCAGAUGGUUCUGCUCGACGAACGAAUUCAAAUCAUCGGCGUUCUAGACGAAAAUAUGAUAGAAAGCGACGAGACGAUCAUCAUCAUCGUCGUCGUCGACGAACAAGAUCACGAUCCAAAAGACGGUGA
Messenger RNA from Rotaria socialis, 339 nucleotides. NCBI's taxonomy places the organism in Eukaryota, Metazoa, Rotifera, Eurotatoria, Philodinida, Philodinidae. The record is from the annotation of a GenBank genome assembly.